Molecule: messenger RNA, 1320 nt
Organism: Linnemannia hyalina
Lineage: Eukaryota; Fungi; Mortierellomycota; Mortierellomycetes; Mortierellales; Mortierellaceae
Source: the annotation of a GenBank genome assembly
AUGACUUCUACUGCAGGCUCCUGGUCCAACCUCUUUCACGGCCUCCCCAACCGAACCCCAGCCUCAAACCUCUACACCGAAGAAGCCAUUCAGAACGAACAGUUGACAGCAGACGAGUUGAUCGAAAAGGCACAGGGCAACGCUAGCCUUUUGGUCGAGAUGGUCGCUGCCAUCUCUGCCGACGAUAGCCACGAAACUCUCAAGUCCUUCAACAACAACGAUAUCAUCCAGACGCUGCACAAGCAAUGCCAAGAAAUGUCGGACUACUUGUACGAGCGGAUCUGGCAUGACUCGGGUGACAGUGGCAACACAAAUUACCGUGGAUACGACAACUCCAGCUCAGCAUCAGUACAGAACAAGACCGUCGAGGAGGAGGCACAAAUUGCUGCGUUCAUUUCAUGUAAUGAACAGAUUCAGGCGGCGUUCAAGCGGUACGAGGAGCUCAAGGAUCAUUUGCAGGCCAAGCAGAUGCAAGAAGAGGAGAUUGCACGCUCACGAGGAUACAACGUCACAGAGGCAUCCCUUGACGACGUUGACGAUUAUACUGGAGGUCCAUCUGCAUCAGAAGCUGUUGCGCAGGCUUUUGGCGCCAGGAACGAUGACGAUGAUGACGAUGAGACGAGCGACUUUGUGAACGGAAUUUCGAUUGCAGGACACGACGCACGCCAGAUUCACCUGCGCAAGUCUGAGCAGCCUCUCGUCUGGCGGCUGGACCCUCGCGAAGAUUUCAAGGCCAACAAGAACAAGAACAAGAAGUGGAUUGAUCCAGCGGAGAAGGAUCGACAGGAACGUGAGAGGAUGUUGGAGCGUAGUCCUCGAAAUGGGAUCCAUGGACUUGCAUCCGAGCCUGAGCCUUUGGAGAUUACUCCCGAGGUUGAGACUGUUCAGGCUACUACUAUUGAAAGCGCUGUUGUGACGGCUGUAGAGGCGGAGGGAUCACAGCCUGCUCAGUCUACCGAGCCGCGCGCUGUUCUUGAGGCGACCCAUGUUGACGACGAAGAGGAGGAAGACUAUGGAAUUGAAAAGAUCCAAAACCGUAUUGUGGUUGUCGAGGAGGAGGACAGCGAGGAUGAGGAAGAAGCGGAGAACGUUGUUGCAGAGGAAGACGAGGAUGAGGGUGUGUUGUCGGAUGACUCUUGGGAAGAGAUUCCUGACCAAGGAGUUGUGAACCUGGCGAUCAGCGACGACCAAGAUGUCAUGACCUCAUCGUCGUCUUCACCUUUCCUGUUGACCCCAGCGAACGGCGGGUCCAGCCCUAAUCCUGGUGCAAGUUCUAGCUCAUCUAUCCCCAUGCCCCACACCGUCAUGCGUGAGAUCUGA